Molecule: messenger RNA, 2219 nt
Organism: Solea senegalensis (Senegalese sole)
Lineage: Eukaryota; Metazoa; Chordata; Actinopteri; Pleuronectiformes; Soleidae
Product: GTPase IMAP family member 8-like
Exons: 5
Coding region: 71-1435 (454 amino acids)
Molecular function (GO): GTP binding
Source: RefSeq, a predicted model, not a curated record
CAGAGCUCAAAACUGAAGCAGACGCUGCGCUUACUCCGACCUGCUCCUCGACCUCUGCCAAGAAGCAAAAAUGAGCUCCAAAAGAAGUCCACCACCUUACCCUGAAAAGUUGUCCAUCGCUGUAUUCGGAAAGAGAGUCCAGUUGAAGAACACCAUUGGAAACAUGAUCCUGAACAUGGACUCCCAUUUCAAAUCAACAGAGAACGUACUGGUCGCGGGAGAGAGCAACACAUACAUCGUCAUUAACACGCCGGACUUCUUCGAUGAAGACUGCCAGAAACAGGACCAGCAGAUGAUUGACUUCAUGGCCGUUUCUCACCCGGGACUACACCUCUUCCUCCUGGCCAUUGAUUCCGAAAACACCACGGAGGAAAAGAUCGUGGCUCAGAUCACCAAACUCCUGGAUCUGUUUGGAGAGAGGAUCAAGGCUCAUCUGGUCGUCAUGUUACCCGACAUCGAGUCCUUCCAGUCCCUCAGUCGCCUGAAGGAACGCUUCCAGAUCAUGCUCGUCAUGGCCAACGAAAAUCUGGUCAGCGAGUGCAGGAAGUGGUGUCAGCGGCGUCGCCCGUUCCUGUUCGACUACAAAGAUUACAGCGAAGACGUGGUGAUCCGGAGACAGAAGCACUUCGAGAGGAUCACAAAUGAGUACGACGACAAUAAACGCUUCGUUACCACUUUUUUCUCAGCUUCCCCGACAUAUGAAACUGUGAUGAUGGGUACUUCCCCAGCCGGUCCAUCCACCUCGCAGCACACCACCAACGCCGGUGCAGCGCAGAGACAUCACAAAGAAAAACACAACAAUGCAAAGACAUUCAGAAUAUUUCAUGUUAUUCUACUUGGACUAACUGGCACUGGGAAAAGUGCAUCUGCAAACACGAUGCUGGCUGCUGGAAAAUCAGAGGUGGAGCAAUUUCGAUCCGAGGCGAGCUCCGUGCCGGUCACCAUCAGGUGUGAGUUCAGAGACAUCUCCAAGCCAUUUGGGAUGCACGUGAGACUGAUCGACACUCCAGACUUCUUUCACGAGGAACUCAAAAACCCUGAGGCACACUUAGCCGAGUGUAAGCAGUACUGUGUGCCGGGGCAGUGCGUGUUUUUACUCGUGAUACAGGUGGGUCGCUUCACCAAUGGAGAGCAAGGAAUAUUGGAGAGGCUGGAGGAGCAGAUAGGCUGGAAUAUCAGGGACAGCAUGAUCCUACUGUUCACACACGGAGACGACCUGAAAGGGAGUCAGGUGGCACCGUACAUUCGCUCAAACCCUGCCCUCCAGCACAUCAUUGACAUGUGCAGUUCUCGUUAUCAUGUGUUCAACAACAAAUCCAAGGACCCCAAGCAAGUCAUAGAGCUCAUAAAGAAAAUUCCAAAUUCUGCCACACUGUUCCCAAAGUUCACCAAGAAAUACAGCGAGGACAUGGACCCUCCGUGCUCUCUACUGUAGAUCGGGUCCUCAUCAAAGCCUCAAGCAUUGGCUUCUUUCACACUAAUAUUGGCGGGAAUUCCAGGUUUUUUCCCGCCACAAAUAGUGCCGAUACACACCCUUCUCCAACUGUCAGUGUUUUUUUUCUGUCCCACAGUGUUUGUUUAUCAACUGUGCAAGAAACAACAAUUUUUGUCCAUCAUUCAGUCGAUUUUUCACAAACAUGCACGGCUAAUGGCUAUGCUUCCUUAGCAUUUUUGAAAUAUUCAGCUUUCACUUCCAUUUACACCCUAUUGAAAAAGAAUGGAAAUGAACGUACAGUAUACAUAUAUAUAUACGUAUAUAUAUAUGUUUAUAUAUAUAUAUAUAUAACCCUAACCCUAUAUGUAUAUAUAUGCCUAUUUUAAUACUUCUAUUUAUUGUUUAUCCUUUUCACGUAAAAUCUUUAGCGGGCAUUUUUCCUUCUCCUUUUUUUGGACGUCCCGUCAUCCCGUCAGUCGCCGUGAAUAGUCAAUGAUACAUAUUUGAAUGUUGGAUUCCGGGACGUUUUGUUGAUUUCAGCGCGUACUCUGUUUUGGUUGAUUCGUAAAUUUGACCAUUGAUUCUCGUGUCAAAACACAGAUUUGGAGACACGAUUCCUGUCGUUACGUCAUCAACGUACACAAUGAAGUCAAUUUUCUUUGUGUAAGUUGUUUUUAAAGAGAUGAAGUCAAAGAUUAUCUAAAACAAUGUUGUGAUGUUUCUUUUAUCUUGUUAAUUUUUUGUGAAAAUGAUCAAUAAGUAAGUUUUGUUUACAAAUACAUUA